Messenger RNA from Populus trichocarpa (black cottonwood), 1633 nucleotides. RefSeq names its product DAR GTPase 2, mitochondrial. The transcript has 7 exons. Lineage: Eukaryota; Viridiplantae; Streptophyta; Magnoliopsida; Malpighiales; Salicaceae. The record is from RefSeq and is a predicted model, not a curated record. Gene Ontology annotation, molecular function: GTP binding; GTPase activity. The coding region runs from base 145 to 1248 and encodes 367 amino acids. Gene Ontology annotation, cellular component: mitochondrion.
CAGAAGUGGUCUCAGCUUAUUGCUCCUUUCCAUUUGGGCAAUAACUAAGCCCAAUAUACUACCAACUAAUCCUUCUUUAUUUAUGAAUUUCGAAUCACAUUGCCUAAUGCCUCAACCCUUUCUUUAUUAGAAGAAGAAGAAGAAAUGGGAAUGGCAAGUAGGAGUAUAGGAUUGAAGGAAAUAGGAGAAGCAUUAAAGAAAGCAAAAUCAGGAUGGUACUCCCUUCACAUGGCAGCUGCGUCUCAUGCCAUCGCUCAAAGAAUCCCAUUAGCUGAUUUCAUUCUUGAAGUCAGAGAUGCCCGGGUAACACCACCAUGCACCACCAUACCACACCAACUGUUUGAUGAUAUGUCUGACUUAAUUUUAAUGAACAAGACCGACCUUGCUAAUCGUUCCCAACUCAAGGAGUGGACCAAGUAUUUUGAACAACAAAACUGCAUUUCUUAUGGAGUCAAUUCCCAUAACAAGGAAGACGUCAAAAAGUUCCUCAAUUUCUUACAAGCCCAAGUUAGAGAAUUGAAAAGGAUUGAUCAUUCCGGUCAUACCACUACAAUGAUGAUAAUUGGGAUACCUAAUGUUGGCAAGUCGGCUCUUGCCAACUCUUUGCAUCAGCUUGGGAGGAUUAGUGCUGCAGAGAAAGGAAAGUUGAAACAUACAAUUGUGAGUCCUCAUCCCGGAGAAACAAAAAACAUUAGCAGUUUGAAGAUUGGUAGCCAUCCCAAUAUUUAUGUAUUGGAUACCCCAGGAAUUUUACCUCCCCAGAUUCAUGACUCUGAAGUCUGCACCAAGCUAGCUUUAACAGGAGCAAUUGAAAACUUGGUUGGGGAAAAAGAACUUGCUCGAUAUUUUCUUGCUAUUCUCAACACAAGUGAUGGAUAUAAGAAAUGGGAAAGGUUAUCCACACAUGGAAAUGACAAAUCAUUUACAGGGCAGGAAGUAGAAGGCUCAAGUGACUCAAAGUUAAACAUGAAACGAAAAAGGCAAUAUCCCUCCGAUCACACUCAGGAUUUCAUGGUGAAUAGGGUACGUCGGACUCUGCUUGAAUCUAUUUCUUGUUUAGAUGGAAAUAUAAAAAAUGAGAAGGAUUUGGAGGAGCUAAUUGAAGUGCAAUUCACAGCGUUGAGAGAAGCUUUCCUGGUUUCUUUGGAACCAUGCAACGAUUCUCAAACCAAGAUUUCAGCUAAGUUGCUCAAUCUUUAUCGUACUGGGAGGCUUGGACACUACACUUUAGAUCCUCUCCCUUUGUAAAGUAAAUUGCCCAAGCCUGUAUACAGCAACAAGAAACUGUAAAAUCAGUUUGGUUGGCUACUCUUUGUUGUGUUCAGAUCCAUUGUUUAUGUUCAUUCAAUCCUCUCUCAUUUGUAUUUUUUUAAAGAUGGGGGAUCUUGUAUCUUGGAAAAAUCAUGGACAAGUGGCAGAGGGUUUGAAUGAACGUAAAAAUUUUGGGUCGUCAGGUCUACCGUUACUGCUGCCUCUGAACUUUGCUUCUGUUUUAACAAGCUCCAGUCUGUGCAGCACCACAAUCGUCUCAAACUUCUUUCUAUGAACAUAAUCCUGAACAACUGGCUACCCUGUAAUCUCGUCAUGAUGAAGUAAGCAAGCUACCUGGUUAACUCUGAUUUUGGUUUGGUUA